AUGGAUGACAGCAAGAUUCACAGCGAAAACAUCGAGGACGCCAAGCAGCAGUCCCUCGGUGAGAUGACGGGGAGCGCUGAGGAUGAAAAGAGGCUGACCCGAAGUAUCCUGCUCAAAUUGGACACCAGGAUUCUACCCAUCCUGGCAGUGCUGUUCCUGUGUUCCUUUCUCGACCGGACCAAUGUCGGAAACGCAAAGAUUCUCGGUCUCGAGGAUGACCUCAACAUCACCGGCCACCAGUACGACAUCGGAUUGACCGUCUUCUACCUGACCUACAUCUGCAGUGAGGUGCCAAGCAACCUGAUCAUCAAAAAGGCUUCUCCCAAAAUCUGGCUGCCGACUCUCACCGCCGUCUGGGGAAUCAUCACCAUGUGUCUGGGAUUUGUUCGCAACUUCGGAUCCUUUGUUGCAGUCAGAGCGAUCCUAGGAGUUGCCGAGGGUGGCUUGCUCCCGGGAAUGGUUUUGUAUCUGUCGUUCUUUUACAGACGCGGCGAUCUGGCCUUGCGCAUUGGUUUGUUCUACACCGCGGCCUCGCUGUCGGGUGCUUUCGGAGGAUUGCUGGCUCGUGGAUUGGCAGAGAUUGGCCCUCGCGGCGGCUUGGAAGGCUGGCGUUGGAUUAUGAUCAUCGAAGGCUUGCUGACAUUUGUCUGCGGUGUCUCAAGCUACUUCGGCCUUCCGAAUAGCCUGGAAACGGCCUCUUUCCUGACGGUCGAAGAACGCGCGUACGCCCGCGAACGAAUCCUACUGGAUAACCCGUCCGUGCAGGAGAAUGCCCUGGCGGAGGAGCAAGAAACCCUCAAAUGGUCCGAGGUGCGACGAGGCCUGCUAGACAUCCAGAUGUGGCUGUCCGCGACCGCCUACUUCGCCAUCCUGUCCGGACUCUAUUCGUUCGGCCUGUUCCUGCCGACCAUCAUCGAAGAGAGCGGGUUCGCAACCGCCGCCAACCAGGUCCAACUGUGGACCGUGAUCCCGUACGCCGUCGCCGCAGUCCUGACCGUGGUGGUGGCCUUCCUCUCGGACCGCCUCAAACUGCGCGGCGUGAUCAUGCUAUUCACGCUCCCCAUCGCGAUAGCCGGGUACGCGGCCAUCGCGAACAUCGCCGACGCCCGCGUCAAGUACGGCAUGACCUUCCUCAUGGCGACAGGCAUGUACGCCAGCGUGCCGUGCAUCCUGGUGUGGAACUCGAACAACUCGGCCGGGCAGUACAAGCGCGCCACGACGUCCGGCAUGCAGCUGGCUAUUGCGAACUGCGGUGGUUUUGUCGCGAGAUUCUGUUGA
This is a messenger RNA of Aspergillus terreus NIH2624, 1278 nucleotides long. RefSeq names its product putative MFS transporter. The transcript has 10 exons. Gene Ontology annotation, biological process: transmembrane transport. NCBI's taxonomy places the organism in Eukaryota, Fungi, Ascomycota, Eurotiomycetes, Eurotiales, Aspergillaceae. The record is from RefSeq and is a predicted model, not a curated record. Bases 1 to 1278 code for a protein of 425 amino acids. Gene Ontology annotation, cellular component: membrane. Gene Ontology annotation, molecular function: transmembrane transporter activity.